AGGUUCAUGUAAUAUGUAUCAUUAUAAAGGAGACAUCUGAACAAUCUUUACCAAAUGUUGAUUUUAUUUGAUUUAAAUGUGGAAGUUUCUGAAAUGAAAUUUGAACGUGAAAUCACCACUAUGUGAAACUUGGACAUAAUAACGUGAUUUUGUCCAUGUGUGAAACUAAACCCUCAGUGGUCUGGUAACUAUAUAACACCUGAAUGUGUGACUUGACCUGAUUUGGCCCCUGAAUGACAUGUAUGACCCAGAGUAUCAACAACAUAUAUCUUUUUUUAAUAAAUCGUGUGAUCUACACGAGGAUUUUAAACCUUUACGGCAUAGGUCACAGCAGUCAAUGUAAACACGUGAAAGAAACUUCUUCUUAAUCCACCCAGUGCACCAAUGUUUGCAUCAUGCUUGCCUCUUAGGAAAAUAAGUUGCUGGACCGAAAGUCCAGCCAUCUUGAAAAGUAGCUGGACUAAAUGUCUCCUGGGUGGGAAAACUUCUCAGCCCGUUCUGAAAGUUGUCGGCCCCGGGCAGACGGUCCAGCCUUAAUUUUCUAACACUGUUUGCAUGCAUUACCGCCUCCUGCGAUACAUACGGGUAUUUGACAUGGAUGCACCAUGAGUAAACGCGGACGGGGAUUCCCCACGUGAUUUUGUUGAUGCCAGUUUCACCUUCACAAGUACAGGAACUAUAUAGAAGCUGUUGUGAGCAGUUUGCCUGCAGAAAUUUGCAUAUUCAGUUCAAGUCAGUAGUUCUGCUUGUUCUGAUAUUGUCUGGUGCUUUGACACAAGGAGGUCAUUCAGUCAAAUCAGUCAAAGUAAUGGCUGAACAGGAAAAACACACCGAAGAAGGAAAAGAAAGCGAAACUGCAGAUCUUACAGACACUAGUACAGAGGAAGAGGAGUAUAAAUUUCCAAAGAAACUUGAAGAUUUUGAGUACACUUUUAAUGAUGAGGGUUAUCUAGAGCACAUAGAAACUAAGGAAUCAUUUAUAUUUAAAGUAAGGGAUGAUCAUUUUUUCAACCAGAGGAGGUAUGAAGCACUGGGAGAGGUUAUCACAGAAUAUGUUUAUAACCUCUUAGAAAAAGCUGGGCUGGAAAAGGUGUAUGUACCAGUUGAUGCUAAAGAGGAGGAUGAGCCAAGAAGUUUCUUUUUCAUGAGUAAGGAUGCAUUAACCAAUCCUGAUAAACUGCUCAUUCUUAUUCAUGGAAGUGGGGUAGUAAGAGCUGGACAAUGGGCAAGAAGGUUGAUCAUCAAUGACUGCUUGAACAGUGGGACUCAGCUUCCGUUUAUUAAGAAGGCAAUGCAAGAUGGACAUGGCAUUAUUGUGCUCAACACCAACGAGAAUACUGCAGUGUGGAAAGAUGGAAUUGAAACUAUGAUAAGGGGUAAUGAUUCUCCAGAAAUGCAUGCGUUAUAUGUGUGGGACCAUUUUGUAAGCAAAGCUGCUGCAAAACAUAUUGCCAUCAUUGCUCAUAGUUAUGGUGGGAUUGUAACUGUAUGCCUGACCAAAGAAAAAGAAGAGGAAGUGUUGCAGCGAGUUUAUGCCAUUGCCUUUACAGACUCUGUUCAUAGUCUUAAACACCAAGAAGCUUCUGAGAAAGUUGAAGAAUUCUAUAUGCAG
Molecule: messenger RNA, 1612 nt
Organism: Lingula anatina
Lineage: Eukaryota; Metazoa; Brachiopoda; Lingulata; Lingulida; Lingulidae
Product: cotranscriptional regulator ARB2A homolog
Biological process (GO): regulatory ncRNA-mediated heterochromatin formation
Cellular component (GO): nucleus
Molecular function (GO): siRNA binding
Source: RefSeq, a predicted model, not a curated record